Molecule: messenger RNA, 4487 nt
Organism: Acanthopagrus latus (yellowfin seabream)
Lineage: Eukaryota; Metazoa; Chordata; Actinopteri; Spariformes; Sparidae
Product: ubiquitin-associated protein 2-like
Exons: 29
Coding region: 194-3733 (1179 amino acids)
Cellular component (GO): nucleus; cytoplasm
Molecular function (GO): protein binding
Source: RefSeq, a predicted model, not a curated record
ACUGGAACGCGCACGUCAGGGCACGCUGUCGUACCACCUGACCGGCUCGGCGGGUUUCGGUUGGCAGGUUCAGCUUCACAACGUUGAACAACGGCGCGGUGGGUCACGUGACAGCAUCUGCUGCUGCUGGCUGAGCGAAGCGUGUUAGCAGAUUUUUCUAUUUUGUACAUACAUUGUUUUGUAUAUACUGUAUAUGAUGACUUCAGUGGUCAGCAAUCAGGCCCGGGGGACUCGGGACAGAAUGCUGCCCAGCACCACACAAACAACACAGCCACAGAAACAGAUACAGGCCACAGCAGAACAGAUUCGUUUAGCCCAAGUGAUCUAUGACAAAAAUGAUGCUGACUUUGAAGACAAGGUUAAACAGCUGAUUGAGGUAACUGGGAAGACUCAAGAUGAGUGCAUGGUAGCCCUCCAUGACUGCAACGAAGACGUAAACAGAGCCAUUAAUUUCCUGCUGGAGAGCACCUCUGACACAAACUCCUGGGAGACUGUGGGGAAAAAGCGGAGCCUUGGGAAAGAAGGAGGACCCUCAGAGAUAAAGGAAAGCAGGGAGAAGAAAGGAGGAGAGAGGGAGGCCAGUCGUGGACGUGGGGGGUCCAACAGGAGGGGCAGAGGCAUCAGCAGAGGGCGCGAAGGUCGGUUAGAGGAGAACGGGUUUGAGGUGACUCCUGGAGAGAGAGGGGGAGACCGUGGACGCAGAGGGCGGGGUAGAGGGGCAGGAGGUCGUGGUAGAGGAAGAGCAGCUGCUGGCAACAGGUUCUCCUCCCAGGGAAUGGGCACCUUUAAUCCUGCUGACUACACGGCCAACUCUGGAACUCGCCAGGAGACGUGGGAAGGAGACGGCAAUGAACCUGCUGAGGGAACUGGACCUUGGGGAGGCAAUCUGGAAGACUGGACUGCAGAAGAGUGGAAUGAGGAUUUGUCUGAGACCAAAGUAUUCACUGCCUCUUCUGCUCCAGCAAACCACAUCACACCUGGACACAAUGACCUCACUGGCCUACUGCCUAAGGCUGGAGUGGCUGUAGGGGGUUCCAUGGACUCUGACCUGGGGGCAAUAGUUGAUGGCCCCUCAGCCGAGGACUUAGGCCAAAGCCUGGUGUUUACCAAUUCUCACCACAAUGGUCGCACUGCAACACACAGCUACGCACACGCCACAGCCAACACCUACGCUCAUGCCGCCUCUGCUGGUACCACCUACGCGCAUGCUGCACUGUCCUCAGUUCUGGGUUCUGGUUUUGGGUCCCUGAAUGCACCUAAGCAGACACCUGCCCCUGACAUGAGGACACCAGAGCAGCUCAACGGGCCUCGGCUUGGUCAGAGAGUCAGUCAGACGUUGGCCACCACCAGCAACAGUAAUGUUUCCAAAGAUGCAGGGCCACCUCCAUUACAGAACUCUGCCCCUGCCUCCUCUCCUUCUGUAGAGGUCAAGGCUCAGAGAGUUGAGAAUGGCCCUCUUACUGCCCAACACUUGGAGAUGAAGCUUCAGCCAGAGCCAUCAGCAGUGCUCAGCCAGCUUGCUCAGAGACAACAGCAGUCCUCCAUCCUUCCCACCACAGAGCCUCUGGGUCUGUCUCAGUUGCAUGCGCCACAGGUCCCUACACCGCCAGGUCAUGAGUCCUCCGUCCCUGUAAGAGAUGGAGCCUCUCCAGGAGUGAAGCUACCAGGCAUGGAGCCUCCAAACACAGAAGCCCCACAGCGGCAGCUAAAGGUUCAGAGACGCAGAGUCCCACCUCCCUCAAAGAUCCCGUCAUCAGCAGUGGAGAUGCCAGGCUCAGCAGAUAUAUCUGGUUUGAAUGUUCAGUUUGGAGCUCUUGAUUUUGGGUCUGAGGCUGGUAGUGGAACGGUAGACAUGGCACAAACAGAGCUGGCCAGUGAGCAAGCCCCAGCUCAGGCUCCAGCUCCGGCACCCUUGACUGUCCCUACAGCUGUACCCACACAGCAGCCACAGAGCAGCCUGUUCUCCAAGCCUGGAUCUAUGAGUGAACACAUGAGCAACAUACCCACCUUACCCUCAGCCGUAUCAGAUCCCAGCUUCCCCUCGCCAUCGCUGGGCUUACCCAGUGCUACGCCCUCCCCCUCUCUGGGUCUUCCCAGUGCAGCCACUCCACCUUCUUCUACAGCCGCUUCUGCAGUCAGCCGUGUGGAGAGCAGUGGCCAAAGAUCCCUGCCACCUCACCUGGGCUUCUCUCAGAACAAAGAUGUCCCCUCACCUGCUGCUCUCACGAAUGGCUACAGCAGCAUGAAGAUGCAGAGCACACAGGACACCACGUCAUCAACAUCUAGAACAGUGAAAACUGAGUCUCCCAUUAUGACGAGUGACAGUGGGCCUAGCCAUCAUAUCCCUUCUCCUGCAGUUACACCCUCCCACUCAACACCCAUCCCUUCACUCAGCAGUCAUGUGACCAAUACGCAUUCUUCUGGAUCAGGCCUUGCCACAAGCUCUUCUCUCACUAUAAAUAAUGAGGAGAGCAGCGGUAGUGGCAACCUCCAUGCCUAUUCAUCGUCGUCAUCCAGCCAAGCUGUCAAUCCCAGUUCUUCAGUUCCACUGGCUGUCAGCAGCUCAGCCACAAAUGGCCUGCACCCAUCUGGAGCGCCUGGAUUAACUCCUAAUGGCACAAACACCACACUCUCAGCUGCAGGCGGCCGCACAGCUCCCCUGCUCAACACCUCCGGUAAAGCUCCUCCCAACUUGGCGCAAGGAGUGCCACCUCUCCUGGCCAACCAGUACAUCAUGGGCCCUGGUGGCUUGCUCCCUGCUUACCCGCAAAUCUAUGGGUAUGAAGACUUGCAGAUGCUGCAGUCUCGCCUUCCUAUGGACUAUUAUGGUGUAACAUUCCCCGGUACAACGGCUGCAAUGCCUGGAAGAGAUGGCCUGGCCAAUAAUCUAUAUUCUGGUGAAGCGACAAAGUUUGGCAGGAAUGACUCUUCAUCUCCAGCUCCCCCAACCAGCCUGUCGACAGCUGGGGUGCAGUCACAGCCCCAGCAGGCUCCACAGGCUGGAGCACAGGGACAGGGCCAGGGACAGAGUCAGGGUCAGCAAACACAGAAUCAGGCCUUCCUCAACCCCCCACUGCCCCCUGGCUACGGUUACACUGGUCUGCCGUACUAUGCUGGUGUGCCUGGGGUUCCCUCAGCCUUCCCGUACGGCCCCACCGUCUUUGUGCCUCCUGCUUCGGCCAAGCAACCUGCAAUGGGCCUGGCUAACCCCUCCAAUCAGUACCACCAACAGCAUCAGCCCAGCUAUGGACAGCAUGCGUAUGGCACAGCCUUUGAUGACCUGUCUCAAGCCCACGGGGAGUACAGUAAGGGAGGGUACGGAGGCUCUGCCCAGUCACAGGCCAAGUCAGCGGGCAGCGGCCCUGGGAAAGCACCAGGACUGUCGGGGUCAGGUAACAGUGGAGGAGUACCUGAUAUGGGAGGUUCAAUCUACAGCAAAACUCAGUCAUUUGACAAGCAGGGCUUCCACACAGGGACACCUCCGCCCUUCAGCCUGCCUUCGGCACUGGGGGGAACAGGGCCCCUGAACCCUGGAGGUGCUCCUGGUUAUGCCCCUGCUCCUUUCCUGCACAUCCUGCCACCACAUCAACAGCCCCACUCCCAGCUGCUGCACCAUCACCUCACACAGGACGGACAGGGUGGUGCUGGUCAGCGCAGUCAGUCCAGCAGCAUGCAGCAGAAGACCCAAGGCAGCAAGUCCAGCUACGGCAGCUCCCCCUACUGGGCCAACUGAGGAAUGCUUUCCACUCCCCUCCUCCCCCAAAAGGCUGUGUGUGUGCGAGCGAGUUUGUGUAAAGCUAAACAAAAAAAUAGCAAACAGAAAGACACACUACCCUCACAAUGAGCAACCUUGGGCUUCCUUGCCCUGCUCCCCCCACCCCCACAGGUCCUCAUAAGUCUUUUGGGUUCUCUCUUUCCCCCCCUUUUCAAAAUUGGUUGUACAUGUAAGAUAUUUAUGUAUGUAUUUAUAUAUAUAUACUGUAUAUGUAAUAGUAGAACAUGAAAUGUGGUUGCUGCAUUUUAUUUUUGAAGGACUUUUGUUUACUUUUUUCAAAACUGCAGGAAACGAUGUUACAUUAAGACAGAAUGAGAUGAUGAUAAUGAUGGUGAGAAGCAAGUGGAAAAGAUGAUCUAAAACUUCCUGUAAGAAACCAGAAAAAGGAAAUGGAGAGAGCUAUAGCACUGAUUGCAUAUGAGGACAUUUCAGAUGGGGGUGGGGUUUAUAAUAACUAACUGCAUCUGUCUCGUCUUUUUCUUUUUUUUUUAUACAUAACUUCCUGAAUGACCGGGCUCAUUCCCCAAACUUCAUUUUGUAGCUUCCUGUCUUUCCCCUCCUGCCUCUCAGCCUUCUUUUGGAGAGCAGCCUACUCUCCUUGUGUCAACACCUUCCCUUUAAAGACAGACCUGUCCAUCUAAAUUUUAUAUUUUAAUUUAAUUUUAACCCUGAUUUCCAUCGAAAUAAAAGUUCUGAGCAGUUGGAACUCUGA